This is a messenger RNA of Macrosiphum euphorbiae (potato aphid), 1671 nucleotides long. NCBI's taxonomy places the organism in Eukaryota, Metazoa, Arthropoda, Insecta, Hemiptera, Aphididae. The record is from the annotation of a GenBank genome assembly.
AUGGCCACUCCGGAAUCAAAAAGAAUAAGACUUUCUUCUCAAGACUUACAAAAUACAGCAAAUGCCAAUGAAGAAGUAGAAACUAAUGUAUUAUUAAAAAUACCAAACGGUGUAUGUUACAAGAACUUCAAUGAAAUGAGAAAAAAUGAAAAAUUAUGUGAUAUAAAAAUCAUUGCCAAAAAUGGUGAAGAAAUAUGGGCUCAUAAAGAUGUUCUGGCAGCCAACAGCGAAUAUUUUAAUAUUAUGUUUAAUAGUCAAUUUAAAGAAUCCAAAGAAUUGGAAAUCCAGAUUCAAGAUUUAGAUCCAUACGCAUUGAGUUUGUUAAUAGAUUUUAUUUAUACAUCUGAGUUAGCUGUAAAUGUACAAAAUGUCCAAGAAAUUUUAAAUGGGAUCUGUUUGUUACAAUUGAACGAAAUAAUUCACAGUGAAUGCAUUGAUUAUAUUAAAUCAAGAAUUGAUCCCGCCAAUUGUUUGGGUAUGAAGGAGAUGGCUGAAUGUCUUGGAUUAAAAGAUUUUUAUACGUUCUGUUUGAGUUAUGCCUUAGUUCACUUUAGUCAUGUAUACAAAAAUGAAGAAUUUUUGCUGAUUACUUUUGAUCAAAUAUUACAAAUGAUUAAAAGUAAAGAUCUGUGUGCCAAUGAGGAAAAUGUGUAUAAAUCUGUAAUUAAAUGGAUCAAGUAUGAUUUAGAAAAUCGUGACAAACAUUUACCAGACUUAAUGGAAUACGUUCGGUUACCAAUUGUUUCCCAGGAAUUUUUUGAGUCUACGGUUGAUAAAGAACCACUUUUGAAGUUAAAUAACAAUUGUAUAAAAUAUUUAAAUGAAGCUUAUACUGUCCAUACAGUCUUUGGUACUGAGUUAGAAGCACCACAUUCUAUCCGUACUCAAUAUCGUCAAAAUUAUUCAGAACAUGUUGUAAUUAUGGGCAAAAGAGCCCAACAUCAUCUUCCUCUUUUGUUUAACAUAAUCACAAAUCAGUGCAGAACUAUACCAACAGUUAUACCACUAAAUAGUAAAGGUGAAACUUAUUUACUCGAUGAUGGUCGCUUAUUCGAUCUUGGUGGUAUUGAGGGGAAUGAAGAUUAUUUUCCUUAUCCUUCUAAUGAUAGUGAAUACUAUAAUAUUAAACAUGAUAAAUGGUUUAAAAUGAAUUCUUUAAAUAAUAAAUAUCGAGUUGAUUAUGCAGUUAUUGCUCUCAAUGGGCUUAUAUAUGCCGUUGGAGGAUAUUUUGAAUAUCGCGAAGUUAAGUUCGUAGAACAGUUUGACCCUAAAACUAAUAUUUGGAAAAAUGUAGCACCAAUGUUACAUGGUAGAGUUGCCCCGGCCCUUUGUGCAUUGAAUGGUUGUAUGUAUGCUAUAGGAGGAAAUCAAUAUAUUGGUAAUCAUAGUUUGUCUCUGGUGGAAAAAUACGAUCCAUCAACUGACUCUUGGGAAGAAGUGGCCAAGUUAAACCAUGCUAGGUCCCAUGCAGGUGCUGUGGCUGUGAAUGGAAAAAUUUAUGUGUUUGGAGGUUUUCACAGCAAUUUCACAAUCGAAGUGUUUUGUCCUUACAAAAAUACAUGGUCAGUUUUGCCGUCAACAGUACUGAACUCUCUCAACAUGUAUGGUGCCUGUAAUGCGUUCAAUGUCAAACUACACCUUAAAAGUGAAAUUUUUAAGUUAAUUGAUUGA